This is a messenger RNA of Dicrocoelium dendriticum, 397 nucleotides long. The record is from the annotation of a GenBank genome assembly. NCBI's taxonomy places the organism in Eukaryota, Metazoa, Platyhelminthes, Trematoda, Plagiorchiida, Dicrocoeliidae.
AUGGGUUGCAUACACCGUGUCCAUUCAACCCUUAUAAAAAAACGAGGGAUUCGUUUCACAAAGAGGCAGAAGAAGCAUAUUACUGCGAAAGAUUAUGAAACCUACGGCACUCACAUUUGCGAGGAAAUUCGAAAUGUAAACAUGACCAGUGCUGCCAAUAGUCAGCGGACAUUCCGCAUGCGUCAGAAGGAUUUAAUCUAUAUUUCUGACAUUCCAUGGUAUAUAAAUGAACACAGCAAAUUCGUACACUUCUUGAACACCGGCAGUUCGAACUGCAAAUUCAAUGGAUACGUGCACUUGAAUGAAACUGAAAUUAAUCGUGUGUUACGAGGCCACACAUCAUCGUCCCGCUUCCCUUAACAUCGCCAACGGAUGCUGUGAUGGUAUCACGGACUGC